GUGCAAGCUCGCCUAAGACCCGAAACUGAUCGUGCGCUGUGUAAUUCUGCCGUGCAACAGAAUGGAGCUCUUCAUUUACACAACUUUCUGCUGCGGAAUGUUAGCGACCACAGGGUAUGGCUUUCAAAUCCAAUGUUAUCAAUGUGAAGAAUUCCGAUUAAACGACGAUUGCUCAUCUCCGGAGUACAUCGCAAACUGUACAGUCAACGUCCAAGACAUGUGUUUGAAAGAAGUGAUUGUCAAAAGUGACGGAGUUAUGUACCGGAAGUCUUGUGCUGCUUCUACAUCUUGCCUCAUUACGUCUGCAGGUUAUCAGUCAUUUUGUUCCCCAGGAAAGGUGGGAUCUGUGUGCAUCAGCUGUUGUAACACUCCGCUCUGUAAUGGACCACGCCCCAGGAGGAGAGGAAACUCAUCAAUGUCUCCCAGAGCAAGUCUAAAACUCUUAGCUGCUGUUGGAAUGCUCACAUCAACACUUCUAACAUAGACUCAUAAAGUGAAGGAAACUUUGCAAAGAU
Messenger RNA from Pristis pectinata (smalltooth sawfish), 515 nucleotides. RefSeq names its product ly6/PLAUR domain-containing protein 1-like. Gene Ontology annotation, biological process: acetylcholine receptor signaling pathway. NCBI's taxonomy places the organism in Eukaryota, Metazoa, Chordata, Chondrichthyes, Rhinopristiformes, Pristidae. The transcript is spliced from 3 exons. Gene Ontology annotation, molecular function: acetylcholine receptor inhibitor activity. Bases 62 to 484 code for a protein of 140 amino acids. The record is from RefSeq and is a predicted model, not a curated record.